Messenger RNA from Dendroctonus ponderosae (mountain pine beetle), 1369 nucleotides. RefSeq names its product cyclin-dependent kinase 2. Gene Ontology annotation, biological process: signal transduction; regulation of gene expression; regulation of G2/M transition of mitotic cell cycle. The record is from RefSeq and is a predicted model, not a curated record. The transcript is spliced from 5 exons. Gene Ontology annotation, cellular component: nucleus; cytoplasm; cyclin-dependent protein kinase holoenzyme complex. NCBI's taxonomy places the organism in Eukaryota, Metazoa, Arthropoda, Insecta, Coleoptera, Curculionidae. Gene Ontology annotation, molecular function: cyclin binding; ATP binding; cyclin-dependent protein serine/threonine kinase activity. Bases 315 to 1283 code for a protein of 322 amino acids.
ACUCAUGGCCAUUCAGGGCAGUCAGGUAACCGUCGCAGGAAUACUCACCGGGUGAAUGCCUGGCGAAAUGGCCAUUGCUUAACUUUACCCUGGUGAAACAAGGAGAGUUCAGGAGCAAUUUUGCCUAAGAAUAAUAAUUAGAAUACAUUUGUGUGUCAGACAGACAACAGAUCAGAACGGCAACAAUGCCUCUUGCGGCAGCUAAAAGAAUUACGUGACAGCGACAGGGGCACAACAACAACAUGGCAGGAUAUCGGGAACUUUCCCGCUUAAACAAGAGUGCCGUUGGAUAAUGCUCGUGAACUAAAGUGGGAAUGAUGGACAAUGAUAACAAGCUGGACAGGUUCCUCAAGCUCGGCAAGGCAGGUGAGGGCACCUACGGCGUGGUGUACAAGGCAAAAAAUAAACUCACUGGCAAGAAGGUGGCUCUGAAGAAAAUCAAGCUACAGAAGUUCUAUAACAAGGGAUGCUCGGAAGGAGUGCCGUCUACUGCAAUGCGUGAAAUCACCCUCCUCAAAGGGGUGAGGCAUUCCUCAAUAGUAGAACUCCUGGACGUGAUGUAUACCACCGACAAGCUCUACUUGGUAUUUGAGUAUCUGGACCUUGACUUGAAGAAGUACAUGGACUUCAGCAAAGUGGCUCUGGGGCAGGAGUUGGUGAAGAGCUACAUGAAGCAGCUGCUGGACGCCAUGGCUUAUCUACAUUCCCAUCGGAUUCUACAUAGAGAUCUGAAGCCCCAAAACCUGCUGGUCGACAAGGAGGGUCACAUUAAGUUGGCCGAUUUUGGACUCUCCCGCUCGUUCUCCCUGCCUACCAAAACCUACACUCACGAGGUGAUCACUAUGUGGUACCGAGCCCCCGAGCUCCUCUUGGGAGAGAAAAUGUACUGCACUGGAGUGGACAUGUGGAGUUUGGGUUGUGUGAUGGCAGAAAUGCUGAUGAAAAAGGCUCUUUUUCCUGGCGACUCCGAGAUUGACCAAUUGUAUAAAAUCUUCAAAGUCAUGGGAACGCCGUCAGAGGCCUGCUGGCAAGGCGUCACGCUUCUCCCGGACUUCAAGGCGGCAUUUCCACAGUGGAAGCGUCAGAAUUUCCAGCAAAUCAUACGUUUUCAUAGUGCGGAAGAGGAGCACCUGCUGAAGAGCCUGCUCACUUACGACCCAGCUAGAAGAAAGACUGCCAAAGAACUGCUCAAAUCAAAUUAUGUGAAGACUGCCAAACUGACCACUCCCGACUUGGGGGCGUUUCCGCCAGACGAUAUUCUGGAGGAAUCCGGGUCCGCAUAGCAUUAGUGAAUCAGCCAGUGUUUAAUUUAUUCAUUUUUUAAUUAUACAAUAAAUUUAUGGACAAGUCGCAACCGUCUGGCGACUAA